Charadrius vociferus (killdeer) is the source of this 495-nucleotide messenger RNA. Its product is annotated as kallikrein-14-like. NCBI's taxonomy places the organism in Eukaryota, Metazoa, Chordata, Aves, Charadriiformes, Charadriidae. Gene Ontology annotation, molecular function: serine-type endopeptidase activity. The transcript is spliced from 3 exons. Gene Ontology annotation, biological process: proteolysis. The coding region runs from base 1 to 495 and encodes 164 amino acids. The record is from RefSeq and is a predicted model, not a curated record.
AUGUCGGUGGCACCUCUAGAGGGCAACGAAGGCAACGCCAUCCUCCACGUGGAGACUGGAGGACCUCAGGUGUCCUUGGGAGGGGAACUCAGGGUGUUGAUCGGGACGGACACGUUACGGGACGGGACGGGAGAAGUGAGGUCCAUCUCAAAGGUCCAGGUCCACCCGGCCUACAACCCCCGUAAGAACGACAACGACUUCAUGCUCCUGAGGCUCAACAAACCCGUUCAGUUCGGCAACAACAUCAAGAAGAUCAGGUUGGCCACGAGGUGUCCCAGGGACGGCACGAGGUGCAGCGUCUCCGGUUGGGGCACCACCAAAUCCCCUGGAGCAAAGCUGCCCAAAAAUUUGCAGUGCGCCGCCAUCCAGACCUUCGGGAGGGACAAGUGCGCCAGAGCCUACGGCAACGCCAUCACCCCCAACAUGUUCUGCGCCGGCGUCCCCCAGGGGGGCAUCGAUUCCUGCCAAGUAAGGGUGGCACCUGGCGGGGGGUGA